Messenger RNA from Ananas comosus (pineapple), 4466 nucleotides. RefSeq lists its product as uncharacterized. The record is from RefSeq and is a predicted model, not a curated record. The transcript is spliced from 4 exons. The coding region runs from base 692 to 4087 and encodes 1131 amino acids. NCBI's taxonomy places the organism in Eukaryota, Viridiplantae, Streptophyta, Magnoliopsida, Poales, Bromeliaceae.
UGGAUAUUGUUUUUCAGGUACAUAAAAAUGACUAGGUAGCAAGUUUGUAAAUUGACUGAAAGGAAUACUAGCUCUUUCAAUAUUUAAGAUGCCAUCUUCAUGGGGAAAAUCUUCCUCACUAACAAUAACAAUUUGUACUGCUUUUCAGCUGAGAAUAAGAAUACAAGAUACAAUAUACAAACAAGAUAACAAAUGAAAUAAGCAGCAAAGUAGGAGAGAGGUAGUCAAUUUUAAGUACAACGAUAACCAAGGUUAGGAGCACUAAUGAAACCAUUGUUAGUCUCACUAAGGAAGAAGUAGCAACAACCGAGCGGCAAGAGUUAUCAAAUUAGGAACCAUUGUUAGUUUCAAAUCUGGCUAGAUAUCAAAUAGAAAUCAGAAACCAGCUGUUCUUUCAUGUUAUCAAAUUGUCAAUACACUUGUAUAUUUGUAGGUUAGUUGUAAGUUGAAAUGUGGUCCUAGUAUGUAACUUCCUCCUCGUUUGGCUUUGUUCCUGUGGCCUCCUCCUCCGUGUAGUCUAAUUGGAUAGAAGUACAAUUUGAGCAGAGCUUAGAAAGCAAGUUUUUAUUUUAUUUUUUUGGUUAUUACUCAAGUUGAUUUUAGUUUUCUAUCAGAGCAAGAGCUUUGACAAAUUUUGUUAAUUAGUUAUGCUUUUUGUACAUGGUGCGACUAAUACAUUCUUAGCAGGACAAUGGGAAUAGACAAAAGUUGGAUAAUCAUCCAAGAUAGAUCUCUUAUCGAAUAUGAAAUGGGUGUUGAUGCAUUCUUGGAUUAUGCUUUCAAUCAACUAGGAGAUGUUAGGAGAAUUCGUUGCCCUUGUACUAAAUGCAAUAAUGUGGUAUUUAAGACACGUGAUGAGGUGAAAGCGGAUUUAUUUUUCAACGGGAUGACUCAAUCUUAUACCACGUGGCAUCAUCAUGGUGAAUCAUCAGAUGAAUCCGAUUCUAAUGAGCUAGUAGAUGAAGACAUGUCAAGUGACGACGGGCGUGAAGACAUUAAUAGAAUGGUGGAGGACAUGUUUGCACAUAAAGGGCAUGCAGAAACUAGUGAAGCAGGAAAGGAGUCCAUAGGAUGUGAGCAAUCUAAUAUUGAUGCACAAAACUAUUUUCACCUUUUAGAAGAAUGUGAACAAGAUGCCUAUCCUAGGUGUAAGAAAUAUUCUAAGUUGAAGUUUCUGGUGACUUUGCUAAAUUUGAAAUGCCUCAAUGGAUGGACGGACAAAUCAGUUACAAUGUUGUUGGAGUUUCUUAAGGAUUUUUUGCCUGCUGAUGCAAAUAUUCCCAAAUCAUACUACGAAAUGAAAAAUAUUAUUAAAGACUUGGGUCUUCAAUAUAUUAAGAUUGAUGCGUGUAAAAAUGACUGUGUUCUUUAUCGGAAGAGUCUUGAGGAUGCCACUGAAUGCCCAACUUGUGGUGAGUCUAGAUGGAGAGUAGGCCAGAGAAAGAAAAAUGCAACAUUGAAGAUGAGGAAGAAGAUUCCGCAUAAGGUGUUGAGGUAUUUUCCUCUAACUCCUCUAUUGCAACGAUUAUACAUGAAUUCUGAAGUAGCUACUGCUAUGAGAUGGCACAAUGAUUUGAGACCCAAUGACGGUAUUUUAAGGCAUCCUGCUGAUUCCAUGGCUUGGAAAUCUUUUGAUCUAAAUCAUUCCGAAUUUUCCAAAGAGCCACGCAAUGUUCGAUUGGGUUUAGCAACUGAUGGAUUCAACCCAUUUGGGAACAUGAGUACUAGUUAUAGCAUUUGGCCCGUUGUUUUAGUUCCGUACAACUUGCCUCCAUGGAUGUGCAUGAAGAGUGAUUUUUUUAUGAUAUCUUUAAUUAUUCCUGGUCCAAAGGCUCUUGGAAAUGACAUAGAUGUAUACAUGGCGCCUCUUAUUGAGGAAUUGACGGAGUUAUGGGAGACGGGGGUUGAAACAUAUGAUUUAUCCAAGAAAGAGAAUUUCAAAAUGCGUGCCGCAAUACUUUGGACCAUAAGUGACUUUCCAACAUAUGCCAAUUUAUCAGGGUGGAGCACAAAAGGAAAACUAGCAUGCCCUUGCUGUAAUAAAGACACUGCUUCCUCCUGGUUAAGGCAUGGAAAGAAAUUUUGUUAUAUGGGUCAUCGUCGCUUUUUGCCACCUGGUCAUAAAUGGCGAGAAGAUAAAAAAUUAUUUAAUGGGGAAAAGGAAACACAACUAGCUCCUAAGGUUUUAUCAGGUAAUGAAGUUUUGGAGCAAUUGAAUCAAUUUAAGCAGGUAACAUUUGGGAAAGGAAAUAAAAAGAGAAGGCGUGGUCGAAAUAAUGAAUGCUAUUUGAAUUGGAGGAAGCAUAGUAUUUUCUUCGAUUUGCCAUAUUGGCAUACCUUAUUAAUUCGUCACAACUUGGAUGUCAUGCAUAUCGAAAAAAAUUUGGGAGAUAAUAUAAUUAGUACAUUGAUGGAUAAUGAUGGAAAGAGUAAAGAUAACUUGAAUGCCCGUAUGGACUUGAUGGAGAUGGGCAUAAGAAAAGAACUAUAUCCAAUACCGAUUAAAGCAAGUGAUACUGGAAUUGUGUCCAAGUACAAGAUUCCGGCCGCAUGUUACACUAUGUCAAAAGUUGAAAGGCUAAGUUUCUGUAACUUUUUGAAAAAUUUGAAGCUUCCUGAUGGAUUUUCUUCAAAUAUUUCUAAAUGUGUCAACAUGAGUGAUGGCAAACUCCAAAAUAUGAAGACUCAUGAUUAUCAUUGUCUUUUGCAUCGCCACCUCCCAUUGGGCAUUCGCGGAUUGUUAAAAAAGGAUGUAUCUAAUGCUUUAGUUGAAUUUAGUGCUUUCUUUCGCGAAUUGUGCUCGAAGUCAUUGAAGAUGGAUGAUUUGGAGAGACUUGAGCGCUCAGUGGCUAUUACAUUAUGUAAAUUGGAAAAAAUAUUUCCUCCCGCAUUUUUUGACAUAAUGGUUCAUUUGGCCAUUCACCUAGCUAGUGAGGCAAAGAUUGCGGGUCCCGUGCAAUAUCGAUGGAUGUAUAAAUUUGAAAGGGAUUUUCGAAGGUUAAAAUCGUAUGUCCGUAAUAAAGCUCGUCCUGAGGGAUCAAUAGCCGAAGGAGUAAUAGCUCAAGAAUGCCUCACGUUUUGUUCUAGAUACUUAAAAGGAGCAGAGACACGGUUAAAUCGAGUUGGAAGAAAUUACGAGGGUGAAUCAAUAUAUGAUAGAUCGACCUUAUCAGUUUUUAGCCAAAAGGGCUCCUCAUUAGGUGAAUAUAAGCGGGAGCUGAUGGACAUAAGUGAUCUUAGACGGGCACACAUGUAUGUUCUUAAAAAUUGUCCGGAAGUCAUACCAUUUAUAAGGGAACAUAGAGAAUUGGUCGAAGGUUAUGAUGAUAGAAAUAUUGAUAAAAGGCAUGAAGAGCAAUUUAGUGAUUGGUUUGAAGAUACAAUAACGAUAAUGUACAAUAACAAAGAUGGCAGAGUCUCAACGGAACUUCUACAAUUGGCGCGAGGACCAGAUAGACGAGUAUUUUGUUAUUCUGGAUAUUUAAUUAAUGGCUUCAGAUUUCAUACAAAAGAGCGUGAAGAAACAUUGAAGAGUCAGAAUAGUGGAGUAUGGGUACAGGGGGAUGAUGGCUACUGUAGUAGAGACUAUUUUGGGCAGCUUUUAGAUAUAAUCGAACUGCAAUAUCAAGGAUCGAAUAAAGUGUUUCUUUUCAAAUGCCAUUGGUGGGAUGUAUGCACAGUUGGUCGAGGCUAUAGAGAAGAUAAUGAUGGUUUUUUCGCCGUGAACACUGACCGUCAACUACCUACCAAUGCAAUUGAUCCGUAUGUGUUGGCAUCGCAAGCGCAACAAGUUUACUACGUGGAAGAUAUUAACGAUCCAAAGUGGCAUUUUGUAAUUAAGACAAGACCGCGUGAUUUGUAUGACAUUCCAACGAUGGAGAGUAACGAAGUUGGUGUUCAAAGUUCUUCAAUAAUGGAGGAGAUCAUCCAAGAAGCUGAGAUAAUUGGAAAUUCUUGUGGAUACAUGAACAUUGAGGAUGAAGAUGAUGGGUUUGAGUUAAUACGAAAUGAUACAGAAGGGAUUACUAUAGAUGCUGAUGAGUUGAAUAUUGAUUUGCUUAAUAUCAAUGAUAGUUCAGAUGAAUAAGCUAAUAUUAAUUAAUUUCAGGUGCAUGAUUUUAGCUUCUUUCGAAUGGGUAUUGCAUGUGUUGUUUCGGUAAUGCUUGAGAGGAAUGUUUGCCCUAUGAGGUGCAGGCUGAAAGUGCUCUAGAGGAAUCAGGUUCUUUGUUUUCGUGUGUUGGAUUGUUUCACCAAAAAUGGUGUAUUUGGAGAACACACCAUUUUUGGUCACCUAUGUGCCAAACUAAGCUCAGGCUGUGUUGACUAUUGGAUCAUAUUUAUCUUAACUUUUAAUGAGUUAAACAUUUUGUAGCUUUGGUAUGUGGUGUUGAAUGGUACAAUGCACUUUGGUCAAUUAUUGGGUCAAAGACUGAACAAGUUUUUUAUGUGGUUAUGCUGGUCAAUUA